Molecule: messenger RNA, 2107 nt
Organism: Erigeron canadensis
Lineage: Eukaryota; Viridiplantae; Streptophyta; Magnoliopsida; Asterales; Asteraceae
Product: protein NLP4-like
Exons: 5
Coding region: 208-1116 (302 amino acids)
Molecular function (GO): DNA-binding transcription factor activity
Source: RefSeq, a predicted model, not a curated record
CUAGACCUCUAUAUGUGAAGUGAUAUAUUGAUGAAAAAUGGUGGCAUGAAUAUCGUCUCUCAUAAAUUAUCACGCCACAUACCCUUCUGAUAAACUCAUAAAAGAAACAAUACAAUUCGAAAGGGAUUUAGGUUUUACAGAAUAGAAAAAAUUAAAGUUUUAGGUUUCUUGAAAAAGGGCGACGACGGAGGUACGAUUCGGUGGAAAAUGGACGACGAUCAACUGUCGAGGUUUCUUGGAAACUUUGAGACCAAAGUUUAUUUUGAGGAAAACAAAGAAUCGUUUCCCGGAAGACGUGUUUUUUGGUCCCAAAACCUACAACAGAAUUCCAACGAGAUCCACGGCAAGGUUAAAUCUGCAUUUUCUAGUAUUGAUGUCCCCCGUUUGAAGGGGCUAAUCCAGUUUUGGGCACCCCUUGCAACCACCGAGGGAAGACACUUACUUUCAACUUCUGACCAACCUUUUGUUCUUGAGGAUCUUGACCCUCGUCUUUGCAAAUACAGGUUACAUUCUGUCAGGUAUCAAUAUAGUAUUGAUGAUCAUAAUGAUAAUACUUCCAUCAUAUCAAAUGGCUUCGUGGCCACUGCAUUCCAUAACCGUUUUCCAGAGGUACUUCUCGAUUUAAGGCAGAUGAUUAGCAUAGAAGACGGGAGGAGUACCAAAGAUCCAUUGGUUUAUUCUGCCCUUAAUUGUGAUUUAACCUCUUCUAUAUUAUUCCCUAUUUUCUAUCAUAGCUCUUCUUGUGUUGGUGUUGUUGAGUGUUGUAUGAAGGUGACUGGUCUUCUUAUAAUUUUCAAUCAGUUGAAAUCUGCACUAGAGAGAGUCGGUCUGACUACGUAUCCUAUACAAGAAGGCCUGCCAGACAUGACUAUGGAUAGUUUCAAACGUGUCCGGGAUGAAAUUGAAGAUGCACUAAAGUUUGUUUGCGAAUCACAUCACUUGGCUCUUGGUCAAGUAUGGAUCCCCUAUUAUGAUGACUAUGUGUCCUUCACAUCUUCUUCUACCCUCAUCAUACGAAGCCAAUGUUUGCACUCAGGCUGUCUGGUUAUUGCUGUAUUGACUCAGAUGAUGAUCCUAUUAAGGAUUAUUAUGAUACCUCUAGUAUUCUUCCUUUGAAAUUGGAGGAGGGGCUUCCUGGGAAGACACUUGCUACUCAUCAACCACACUUCUGCAGAAAUCUUUGUAUGCCAAGGAGGGUCAGCGGCUUUUUGGGGAUAUACUCGGGCAGUGCUAAAUGCAGUUGCCUUGCAAUAUGCCUGAGGAGUGUUCACACUGCAGAUCUUGAUUACGCCUUUGAAUUCUUCUGGCCGCGAAGUCGAAACUACUUAAUUGUGUUGGAGUCUCUGUUGUCAAAACUGAAGAUGUGUCUGCCGAGUUUUAAGUUUCCUUCUGGUGCAGAAGUUGGUGAAGAGUUAUGCAUUUUGGAUGUUGAGAAUUCUACAAGAAACAGAAGCGGAUCUUUCAAGAUUUUCAAAGGGGGCAGAUUGUCAAAAACACUUGGAGCCUCCAAAGAAACAAAAUCGGUGGCUGAUGAGGCCAGACAACAAUAUGAAAGCACCUUGGUUGAAUCUGAAAGGGACGCUAAUGAUCAGUGGCUGAGAGCAAAGCAUGUGAAGAGAGAGUUAUAUGACGUGUACGACGGUGAGGGUGAAGCUGACAUUGACCCAUUUUGGGAGGACGAUGAUGAUAUGCUCAUGGAAACAUAUUAUAGGAAUGAAUGCACCCUAAUCUAUCUCCGAAGCUCAUAUACACUUGCAAAUGUUAAGAAGAUUAUUGAGGAGGAUUUUAAAUUGGAUCCUGGCACUUAUGUGUUGGGUUACUUGUUUGAGAAGGGGACCUGGGUUAAGCUAGAUACAGAUGAAAGAUUGUCAAAAUGGAAAAAACACUCUAGAAGUGCCCAGAAGAGUUGUUUUACAGUCUCCGUGGUGCCAUUAGACACUUGCGGAUGCUCAGGUCAACAGGCUCAGUUACUAUCUUCAGUGUUCUGUUCAGGUGAAGAAUGUUUUAUAUUACCCAAAGUUAGCGACUAAACCCUUGGCUUGUAACUCUUGGAAAUUGUUAGAUGUUGAUUGCUCGUUUGAUCUAAGUUCUGAAUGGUUUUGGAUUA